CCAGCUGCCGCUGGAGGUCGCUUCCGGGUCCGGUUAAACCCGGCGGACUUGGCACUUAUCUUCCCCGCUGCCUCGGCUGCGGCCCGAGCAGACAUUGUGGCCUUGGUGUGGCACAGUAGACCCAGGACAGAUGAGUGGUGAUGUUUGCAUCUACUCCUGGCCCUGCUCCUACUACUUGGAUCUUGAGAAGCGAUGGGUCCCUGGGAAACUGUCCUUGCUGCCUUGCUCACUCAAGUUCACAACAGACAGAGCUGGAGAGGUUCUCGUGGGCUUGCCCCUUUCCAGCAUUGUUGAGAUCAGGAAGGAAGCAUCACAUUUUAUCUUCAGUGCCAUCACUGUCCUGGAGAAGGGCCACCUCAAGCACUGGUUUGGCUCCUUGCGUCCCAGCCGCAAUGCUGUCUUCAACAUCAUCGAGCACUUCUGGAGGGAACUGCUCUUGUCCCCGCCAGGUGCUGCUGCUGGGGUGACGCCUUCCCCCACAACCAGGGGGCAGGAGUUGACAGGAUUGAUGGCAAGUUCCCAGAGGCGCCUGGAAGAUACAGCAAAGGUCCUUCACCACCAGGGUGAGCAACUGGAUAGUGUCAUGAAGGACCUGGAGAAGAUGGACUCAGACCUGGACGUGGCCGAUAGAUUGCUGACAGAACUGGAAUCGCCUUCAUGGUGGCCUUUCAGCUCCAAGCUUUGGAAGACACCAGUAGAAGUAAAGCCCAGGGAAAGCACCUCUAUGGCUGGUUCUGAGCCAUUUGGAAAGGAGGGAGUCGUGGCCAAAAUCCCUGCUAUUAUUUCCCAAAGAACAGAGUUCCAUGUUAAGCCAGGAAGGCUCACCAUCCUGGUUUCUGGGUUGGAAAUCCAUGACUCCAGCUCUUUGCUCCUACACAGGUUUGAGAGGGAAGACCUAGAUGACAUUAAGGUGCACUCGCCUUAUGAAAUCAGCAUUCGCCAGCGGUUUAUUGGCAGACCAGAUGUGGCCUAUCGAGUGAUAUCUGCCAAGAUGCCAGAGGUCAUUCCCCUUUUAGAAGUACAGUUCAACAAGAAGAUUGAGCUGCCACAAGAGGCCUCUGUGCUCAGGAGCACAGGGGCUUCUUCCUCCACAGAGAGGAGCUGGUCCUUCUGGCAUGCAGCACCCAGGCUGAGGGGCUGUACCACACAGCGGGAGCUGCCUGCAGGAGGCCAGGAAGGCGGGCAACUGCAGCUGCAGAGGGAUCAGCCACUUCUCUCUGAGAGGGAAACCCAGGAGUUGACACAGAUCCUGACAAAGCUGAAGGGGCUGGCGCUGGACACUGAGACGGAGCUAGAGCGGCAGGAUGAGGCCCUGAGUGGCAUCACAGCAGCCGUGGACCGUGCGACCCUGACCGUGGACAAGCAUAACCGACGCAUAAAGAGGCUGACCUAGGAGGAGACACACUGCACCUCCAGCAGGCACUAAGGCAAUACCCAAGUCCUCCUGAAGGAACACGACUGCACAUUCCUGCUCUUCCAUCACAGCGUCACGGGCACGCUCUGGAGUGACAUGCCCUGGAACUGCAGCCACAGACUCACCACCACAUCCUGCUCUGGCUUCCUCUGGUGGACAGCUCUUGUCGCUCCCUGUACGUUACGAAGUCCAAUACAUCUCCAGAGCACUCAGCAAACACCUGCCUGGCCUUUGCCCCCAAGAGAAAAGUUACAGCACCCUUAACAAAAAGUACAGAGUUCUGUCUUCUGGACAGACCCAAGGUCUCUCCAGUAAUAGGAAAAAAGUGAUAAUUUUUUGCGGUGGGGGUGGUGGUAUUUGUUUUGUGGUGCUGGGGAUUGAACCCAGGGCCUUGUGCAGGAAAGGCAAGCACUCUACCAACUGAGCUAGAUCCCCAGCCCAGAAAAGCUAGUUUUAAAAUAGGUUUUACAGCUGCAUCCUACUCUUGGCCUUCAUGUUUUAUGUUUUAGGACACUCACACCUCUCCCAGGGGGCCCCUGGGAGAGAGAAAGAUGAUCCUUUCAUAAGCCACAUCACAGCAGGCCACUGUCACCCAUCUAUGUAUUUAAUGUACACAUAAUGACUGCAUGUUUGUGGGUGUUAUGGUUUGGACUGGAAUGUCCCUCAAACACUCCUGUAUGGAUGGUCCCCAAUGCUUCAGUGUUCAGAAGUGGGGCCUUUUGGGAAGUGAUCCCAUCAUGAGGGCUCUGACCUUACCAGUGGAUUAAUCGAUGGAAGAAUUCCAAUCGAGUAGAGUGUCGGGAGGUGUGGAGCUGUAGGAGGUGGCCCUAGUUGGAGGGAGUGGGUCCCUGGGUAUGUGCCCUGGAAUGGUGCAUCUUGACCUCAGCACCACACCCCUCUUCCUGCUGCCUCACACCGUCCUGGCAAUAAUGAGCUGAGCAGCUCCUUCCCUCUACUCUUCAGCCAUGGCGUUCUGCUUCACUUCAGGCCUAAACAACAGAGACAACCAACCAUGGACUAAGCCUCUGAAACCAUGCUAAAACAAAGCUUUCCUCCUUUAAAUUGUUUUCCUCAGGCAUUGUGUCACAGCAGUGGAAAGCUAACAGUGAGCUCUAGUGUGACAGUCUCAUACAUGUAUAUGAGUGUGGUCAUCAAAUCAGGGCAAUAAGCAUUUCAGUUUCCUCAAACAUUUGUUAUUUAUUGGUAUUAGGAGACUUCAAAAUCCUCUCUUCUUCUUCCUAAAAUAUAUAACAGACUGUUGUGAACUGUGGUCACUUGACAGGGCUGUAGAACAUGAAGGCUGAUUUCUCCUUUCUAUCUGUGUUUUAGUUCCUGCUAUCUGGCCUCCCUCCAUCUGUCCUCUCCCCUGUGUCCCCAGCCUCUAGUGAUCACCAUUCUACUCUCUACUCCUAUGAGAUCAGCUUUUUGUCUCUGCAUGGGCAAGAAUGGGCAGUGCCUGUAUUUCUGUGCCUGACUCAUUUCAUUAGCAUGACAUCCUCCUGGUUUAUCCAUAUUGCUGUGACAGGAUUUCAUCUUUUGGGGGGAGCUGAAUAAUAUUCCUUUGUGUAUACACACCAUAGUUUCUUUAUUCAUACCAUGUGAUCUUGGUCAUGUGGAACUGCAAAAGCUGAUCUCAAGAAGUAGAGUGGAUAGUGGUUACCAGGGGUCAGAAGGAAGGUAGGAAAACAGGAACAAAACUAGUUAGAAGGAAAAGAUUCUGGUGUUCUCUUGCAUGGUAGAGUGACUCUAGUGAGUAGCAUAUUGCAAAACAGCUAGAAGAGGUGAUUCUGAGUAUUCUCACCCAGAGAAUUGAUGGAUGUUUAAGGAGAUGGAUAUAUUAAUUACCCCUGAUCUGACCAUUACACAUGGUAGACUUGUUCUGAAAUGUCAUACUGAAACGUUGGUGUUUUCCCCCUUCAGCAGGCACUAAGGCAAUAGGUGCCAUUAUUGUGGCAAUUAAAAACAAAAAAAGGGGGACCAGGGAUGUGGCUUG
Messenger RNA from Urocitellus parryii (Arctic ground squirrel), 3407 nucleotides. It is a transcript of the gene Snap47, whose product is annotated as synaptosome associated protein 47. Gene Ontology annotation, molecular function: SNAP receptor activity; syntaxin binding. Gene Ontology annotation, cellular component: plasma membrane; SNARE complex. The record is from RefSeq and is a predicted model, not a curated record. Lineage: Eukaryota; Metazoa; Chordata; Mammalia; Rodentia; Sciuridae. Gene Ontology annotation, biological process: exocytosis; synaptic vesicle fusion to presynaptic active zone membrane; synaptic vesicle priming.